This is a messenger RNA of Diachasmimorpha longicaudata, 941 nucleotides long. RefSeq lists its product as uncharacterized. Bases 109 to 654 code for a protein of 181 amino acids. The transcript has 5 exons. Lineage: Eukaryota; Metazoa; Arthropoda; Insecta; Hymenoptera; Braconidae. The record is from RefSeq and is a predicted model, not a curated record.
GGGUUCAAACAUUCAAGGUUCGACGAAAAAGGCGCCAAAUCGUAGUGGUGCUUGAUUACCGGUGUGUCAUCAAAGCUCAUUCUUUACUUGUGAUGAUAGGAUAGUGAAAUGGAGUCAGUGGAUGUGUUCUUGGAUCAUCUCCAGAAGGAUCAACAACGUCGGCAAAAUGAGCUUAUGCAGAAAGAAAAACUAAGGAAGGAGGAGUUAGAGAAACUUACACAGACUUUGAGUCAGCUAAAAGAAGAGAAACAACAGUGUGUAUUGGCAAUCGAUAAAAACCUGAGUUCCAUAACUUCCUCAAGGCACAGCAUUCACAAGAGCGUGCAGGAGACCAAGGGAGAUGCUGAACUACCAAUUUCCAACAUCUCUCGAACACAAGCCCUGAAUUUUUUCAAUGACACCAUGACAUUCAUCAACUUUCAGAGUGAGAAAUCGGAAACGAUUGGGGCGGAAGAGAUCGUGGAUACUGAGAAAAUAUCAACUGCAGUACAAAACUCGAAUGAAAACUCCAAAAAAGAUGUUGUAAAGGUAAAUAGCAAAGUGACUGCGGUACAGACUGUGAUAGACAGCAUUCCAGUAUUUUCUGAGUACAUCACUUCAAUAAAUGAUGAAGAGGAGGAAUCACAGUUCAAUUUAUCUCUUACGUUAAUCUAGACUGAUAUUUUUAUUCAAUAAAUUAAUUUUUUUAGAAAUUUAUUUAUCUGCCUAUCGUCUGUAUGUCGCUUCUCAUUUAUUCGAUAUGUCUAGUUUAUUGCCUAGAGUUCAUUUGAUAAGUAGAGGUUGAACUCCACGACAUCCUAUAGCAUUGGAAGAAUCGCUGGCAUUUAUUAUUUUUAAGAAAAUAGUUCAAUCUAUUCUUUGUAGAAGACUUAAUUGAGAUACUACCAUAGAAUAUGUCUGUAUUCGAGACAUGUAAUACGAUUUUUCAGUAAAUUUUUUUU